GCGCGAGUUCCCCAGGCAACCUGGUAGGCGGUCAGGAUCCAUUCCAUUCCCGCCAGCUCACCUCGCCUGGCACUCCGUCGCGUUCACUGCCUGCCAUUCAAUACCUCCAAUACCCGUACAUAGUGAGACCGGCAGAGGAGAAAAGGGCGCAAACCAGGAAAAGUCUCCCAAGGCCAGAAUACAAUUUGCCUACCUCUUGUUUACUUGCUCCGUCUCUUCUCGCCGCCGCUUGGAUAUUUCAUUUGUUGGUGCAGCAGCAAUACUCGACUGAUUAUAUGCCAUCCGAACCCUGCCCGAUCCCCCCGAACGACGCCCGCUUCACCCUUUUCUUCCCUCCUUCACAUACCGCGUCUGCGCCUGCGCCUGCGCCUGCGCUAUCCACCUGCGCGACUCAACUCCAGCCGCCACCGUCAGUAUCGGAAUCCCCGCCUCGAUAUCCAGCUAGACAGACAGACCGACAGCAUACACAGCCCCUAAGACUACCCGCUGUACCGCGCUCUUAACCCCAUUGCGCGUGCGAGAUAGACCGUGCUCCGAGGCGAGCACACGCGGCAGGCGUAUAUAAGCAGACGGAGGGAGGCAUGAACAACUACGCAAGCAAUAGCAUGAACGACUUCCCGGGGCCUAGCAUGCACGGCGCCUCGGCGCGCUCCGGAUCGAGGCCGGGCCAGCGGUACGCGCAACCGAUACGAAACGCCGAGCACGCGGAGCCCUGGGACCAGAUCAGCGAAGAACACCGGAACGAGAUCAACGAUUGUUUCCACCUCUUCGACAUGAACAAGGACGAGCAGCUCGACUUCAGCGAAUUCAGAUACGCGCUGCAGGCGCUCGGCUUCUCGAACCUGUCGCGCUCGGAUCUCAUCGCCGCCUUCAAGACGACGGCGCGGCCGCGAGCCGGCUGGACGCCCCUGCCCCCGAUGCCGAAUCAGCCGCCGCCGAGCGCCGCGCCGGGCGUGGUCGACCUGCGGAUGUCGCGCGAGGGCUUCCAGACCGUGGCCGCGCGGUACGUGGCCGCGCGCGACCCGCGAGAAGAGCUGCUUAAGACGUUCGCUCUUUUCGACCGGGGCGAGAAGGGCUUCAUCACGGUCGACGACCUGCGCUCCGUCGUCAAGGAGCUCGGCGAGGACGUCCCCGACAACGAGCUCCACAGCAUGAUCGAGCAGUUCGACGUCGAGGCCAAGGGCGGCGUAAGUCGCGAGGAGUUCCUGGGCAUCUUCGAUCGGUGACCCUAAUCGGGAACAGCCAAAAAGAGAACGAUGCGGAUGCGCAAGGGUGGGAGAGGGAGACAAAGGGGGGGCUAAUAA
Messenger RNA from Durotheca rogersii, 1304 nucleotides. RefSeq lists its product as uncharacterized. The record is from RefSeq and is a predicted model, not a curated record. Gene Ontology annotation, cellular component: half bridge of spindle pole body; mitotic spindle pole body. The coding region runs from base 582 to 1226 and encodes 214 amino acids. NCBI's taxonomy places the organism in Eukaryota, Fungi, Ascomycota, Sordariomycetes, Xylariales, Xylariaceae. Gene Ontology annotation, molecular function: calcium ion binding; microtubule binding. The transcript is spliced from 2 exons. Gene Ontology annotation, biological process: spindle pole body duplication.